CGCUACGGGAGCUUAGCUGAUGGCGCGUUGGCUAUACGGAUUGAGAAACUGUGAGCUGUCCUCCCAACUUGCACAACAAGGAAUCGAGGGAGAAAAAAAGAAAGAUGUCCUGGAUGCCCUGCACAGCGCUUCAGAUGAUGAUCCAGUACUUGUGUUUUUCUGGAACCAGGAUGCACUUGAUCAGACAGGUGUGGCUAAUGCCAAGCAAGUUUUGCUGACUGCACUCAGAGGUGUGGUGCCCACGGUCACACGUUCUGUUCAUUUCCCGGAUGAGGUUUUCAAUCUCGAGCAUCUGAACGACUUCUACACGAUGAGGGACGAGGUUAUAAUGCGCAGGGUAUGGGCGAGAGGAGAUGUUCCAGGAGCACCCCCAAUAUUUAAUCGACCAAUAAUAGCUCGUACGUUACUUAUAACCGACACGAAGAAAAAAAUACCAACCUUCUCCGAUGUUGGGUUAUUCACAUGAAAACACAUAUAGUUAAUUAAAUGCAUUUUAACACUAAA
Molecule: messenger RNA, 504 nt
Organism: Selaginella moellendorffii
Lineage: Eukaryota; Viridiplantae; Streptophyta; Lycopodiopsida; Selaginellales; Selaginellaceae
Exons: 3
Coding region: 20-466 (148 amino acids)
Source: RefSeq, a predicted model, not a curated record